AUGUCUGAUGGGAAUGCCGACUGGGUAGCCCAAAAUUUGCAUCGACAGAGGAAAAUCUUGGAAGAAAAGCAGCGACAAAAGCGGAUAGCAUCCGCAACUAUCCGUAGUGGAUUCGCUGCACCGCCUUGCUAUGAUGGUCCAUUGUCGACUUGUGCUGAUCCUGACGCGAUCGGUCCUACGCUUAUUACCAUACCAGGCAUUGAGACAAUGCAGAGCAGCCCGAUCUCCAGGCCGACCACAUCCAGCAAAGAAUCGUCAAGCGACAGGGACAACAAUUCUAUGAAAGGCCUAGUAGAUAAAAUGGUCAAGGCCGAUUUGUCGCCAUGUGUCGCCAGUGAUGAGGAAGAGCUCGUUGGUGAGUAUUAA
Molecule: messenger RNA, 366 nt
Organism: Ostertagia ostertagi
Lineage: Eukaryota; Metazoa; Nematoda; Chromadorea; Rhabditida; Trichostrongylidae
Source: the annotation of a GenBank genome assembly